CUCAGAAAAGUAUUGCGUAUUUCGUGAGUUCGUAACUCUGCACAAGGAAAAAAUGGCCGAAACAAAACACUUUUAUUGGAAUGGCUCGCGCAAACAGCGACUAAUUCUGGCACAAGUGAUUACUGGUCUUGUCAUCAUCGGAGUUGAAUUUCCGAGGCCAAUUAUUUGGCAUACUGCAACCGUAGCAGACUUUUUCCAGUUUUUUAUCGCACUGACAGCCACCCUUCUAAGUGGGGUUAGACUGGCUGAUGAGCUGCAGCAAGAUCAUCCGAUUAGGAAAGUUUUUGGAGCGGCUUUGUGGUUCCAGUCGGAGCUCCGAUUUACCGGAUUGGCUGCUGUCAUGUUUCACUGCUCAGCCUGGGCAGUGCUGCUGGCAACAUUCGGAUACGUUUGGUAUCCGGCGCUGAGUAUUAUUGGAAUUAUUUUUGGCUUGGCAGCCAGCAUUUUGUACCUGAUCAAUUGGUGGGGGCUCUUCCAGGAGAGACACGUUGUCAGAGGUGAAAUCGGCGGGGAGACGGUAAAAAAUGCAGAUAACGUGGGGGAAGGAAAAUAUUUGGCAUCUGUUCCACUGGUUGGACAGAUUGGACAACCCGAAAAGGUGAAUAAAGAUCCACGAGUCGUGGAACCAAACAACUACAUUUGAAAGCGGCAGCAAUGUCAGUCAAUGUUCUGUUUGAAGCAUAAUUUUAUAACCUACUAUAGCUACUGUUUAAAAUAAUUAAAGCGUGAGUUUCA
Messenger RNA from Wyeomyia smithii (pitcher-plant mosquito), 735 nucleotides. RefSeq lists its product as uncharacterized. The transcript has 2 exons. Bases 53 to 643 code for a protein of 196 amino acids. The record is from RefSeq and is a predicted model, not a curated record. Lineage: Eukaryota; Metazoa; Arthropoda; Insecta; Diptera; Culicidae.